Fragaria vesca subsp. vesca is the source of this 1444-nucleotide messenger RNA. Its product is annotated as small glutamine-rich tetratricopeptide repeat-containing protein 2-like. The transcript has 8 exons. Lineage: Eukaryota; Viridiplantae; Streptophyta; Magnoliopsida; Rosales; Rosaceae. Gene Ontology annotation, cellular component: TRC complex; membrane. Gene Ontology annotation, molecular function: molecular adaptor activity; protein binding. The coding region runs from base 432 to 1247 and encodes 271 amino acids. The record is from RefSeq and is a predicted model, not a curated record. Gene Ontology annotation, biological process: post-translational protein targeting to endoplasmic reticulum membrane.
GUUGAACCGUGUCCUGGUGUCAAUAUUGAGGGUAUUGAGACUGCAAGGCAACGUCUGGAGAAGGCUUUCCAGCUUACUGAUGAUGAUAAUCGGAUUAAACCCGACUCGUUAGUUGAAAUGUUUAGCUCACUGGGAAAUGAGGGUCAGUAUCCGACGGGUGAAAACCGUGAGCUAGGUGCUAUAAUUCUUCGUGUUUUUGCUUCUCCUCCCCACUUUUGAUCAUCAGUAGCUGCACUGUGUGUGUUAGAACAAGUGGAAAUUGAAUGUGGACUUGGUAAUGGUGUUAUUGGCAGGGGAGUCCAAAGAUGCUCUGUUUGGGUCAUUGUCUUCCGCACUUGAGAGAACUCGUCACUUCUUCUCAAGAAAGAAAAAAACUCAUCACUUUAAGCCCUUGCCUGAUCAUGAUAGUGAUGAUCCAAUGAAAUUAGAGAAUGCAGCUAAACUUAUCCAUGAUGCUUUCAAUGAUGGAAACAUCUGGAGGUGAGAAAUUCAGUCCUAAAUACUUGGCUCAGUUGGCUGAGACCUUGAAAUUAAAAGGUAAUAAGGCCAUGGAAUCAAAGCAGUAUACCAAGGCAAUUGCGUUGUAUGACUGUGCUAUUGCAUUUUGUGAAAAUAAUGCUGUUUACCACUGUAACAGGGCAGCUGCUUACAUUGAGAUACACAAACACAACGAAGCAAUGCGAGAUUGCCUUAAAUCUAUUGAGAUAGACCCAAACUAUAGCAAGGGAUAUACUCGUCUGGGAGUAGCUUAUUAUGCACUAGGUAACUACCGUGCGGCUAUUGAUAAGGGAUUUAAGAAAGCCUUGCAGUUGGAUCCAAAAAAUGAAGCUGCCAAAGAAAGUAUUCGGGUGUCUCAGCUGAAAUUGAUAGAGCAGCAACAACAAUCAGGAUCUCAUUAUUCUCAUCAUCAGAACACAAGUUCAUUUUCCUUGAGUAGUAGCAGCGUGCAGGGUUCAGGGUCAAAAAUCCAUGGUGCAUUCAAUACAGGUUCUGUUCCUGUUGAUUUUGCAAAUAUGUUUACGAACAUGGGUGCGACUGCAUACCAAGGACAGCAUCCUGAAUAUAACAUCCGUAACACCAUUGUUAAUGGAGGAAUUCAUCUACCAAAGACAGCAUCCCCUAUAUGUGUCGUCAUCCGUAACAGCACUGUUAAUGGAAUUGAUCUACCAAGGACAGCUUCCUCGAUAUCUGUCGUCAUCAAGAACAGCAUUGUUAAUGGAGUUGAUCAACAGUUCUACACGAAAUAAGGGUUGAUCGCAACAAGAAUGGUUAAUGUUGGAGAUAUGCUAUAAUCUGCAGCACAUGUACGUACUCACCGCGGUGAGAGCAUACAGUACAUUGUCCCAAAACGCUUCCAUCAAGCUUGAUUGUCAUUUCGAUUUUGAAGGUUUUUCAAUAAGGCAUCCGCAGUGCCGACUGAUGAAUGAAGUUCACUCCUAUUUCU